AUGAGCCCCGCCGCGCUGGACGCGGUGCGCUGUUACCAGCCGUGGUGCGCUGCCGGCGCGGCCACCGGCGGCGGCCUGUCCGACGGUGACCUCGUCGAGCUCCACGAGCGGACGGCGGAGGCCGCGAGGACGUCGGCGUACCCCGGCGGCGGCGGGGCGGUGCUGGCGCGCGUCCAGGACGCCUUCCCCCGUGAGUACCGCGCCGUCGUCGUGCGCCAUGCCGACCGUCGGCCCGACCUCACGACCUUCUGGUCUCGGUUGCCAGUGCCGCUCGCGCUGCCCCUGGCGCUGCCCGGCGGCGCGCGCCGCCCGCGGAGCGAGAAGAAGCCCACCCCGGAGGACCAGAAGGACCAGCGCUACCUCGAGCGGCGGCGCCGCAACAACCGCGCCGCCAAGAAGUCCCGGGACGCGCGGCGCGCCCGCGAGGACCAGGUGGCGCUGCGGGCGGCGCUGCUGGAGCACGAGAACGCGGUGCUGCGCGCGCAGGUGCUCACCCUGCGCGAGGAGACGCACCAGCUGCGGCAGCUGCUCGUCGGCAAGCCGCUGCAGCCGCUGCAGCCGCUGCACCACCUGCACGCCGCGCGCAGGGACGAGGCGCAGCUGGCCCCGCCCACCGAGCUGCUGCUGCGCCGGAUGAUGCCGGUCUGAGGACACCACCGAGUGCUUCGUCCUUGGUCCCUAAUUUGCCUGGGGACUCCGUUGAAUUUAAGUUUUUUCUUGGACUGAUUGUGGACAAUAUGGCGUUUGACCGGUGCGUUAAACGCGCCGUUUUGCGGGCGCUUAUUGAUCUUUGCCCGUGGUGGGGCCGGGCGGGGUCGCUGCGGGUGAGGCGGCGACAGGCUGGCUGCACCGCGCCUGCACCUGCUGCAGCUCGAUAGGCUCUCACGCCGAGCUGAGCGACACCUCGUUUACGUCACGUCUACACUCAUU
This is a messenger RNA of Frankliniella occidentalis (western flower thrips), 930 nucleotides long. RefSeq lists its product as uncharacterized. Bases 1 to 648 code for a protein of 215 amino acids. Gene Ontology annotation, molecular function: RNA polymerase II cis-regulatory region sequence-specific DNA binding; DNA-binding transcription factor activity, RNA polymerase II-specific. Lineage: Eukaryota; Metazoa; Arthropoda; Insecta; Thysanoptera; Thripidae. The transcript has 3 exons. Gene Ontology annotation, biological process: regulation of transcription by RNA polymerase II. The record is from RefSeq and is a predicted model, not a curated record. Gene Ontology annotation, cellular component: nucleus.